CAGUAAACCCGCCUAGCCAAUCAUCUGACCAAGAACACAAAAAGUCGACGCAGAGAAGGUUCCCUUCGCCCUAUUAUGAUGAAGGUUACAUUGAAAGCCAACCUGACAAAUCAACUGAUGAUCAAUCACCUAACAAAGAACACAAAAAGAAAAUUCAGAGAAAGUUAAGUUCGACUGAUUCUGUUGGAGGUAACAUUGAAAGCCAACCUGGCAAAUCAGAUUUUGCACUUUUACGGGACAGACGUUAUCAAUCCUUGGGCAUCAUGGAAAAGCUACGUGUCAAAUUUUCAAACGAAACAAGAUAUACCAUGAAACCAGCAUAUAAUGAACAUUUGUCGGAUAAAAUUAAAGACGCAACAGCAGGAAGGGAUAUUGGAGCAAUAGGAGGACCGUUUAGUUUAUUCGAUGGUUCGACAUUAGGUGCUACUGCUGGUCGAACAUCGUUUCGUUGGAAAAAAAGUACAGUAAACCCGCCCAGCCAAUCAUCUGACGAAGAACACAAAAAGUCGACGCAGAGAAGGUUCCGUUCGCCCUAUUAUGAUGAAGGUUACAUUGAAAGCCAACCUGACAAAUCAACUGAUGAUCAAUCAUCUGACAAAGAACACAAAAAGAAAAUUCAGAGAAAGUUUAGUUUGCCUGAUUAUGUUGGAGGUAACAUUGAGAUCCAACCUGACAAAUCAACUGAUGAUCAAUCAUCUGACAAAGAACACAUAAAGAAAAUUCAGAGAAAGUUUAGUUUGCCUGAUUCUGUUGGAGGUUACAUUGAGAUCCAACCAGACAAAUCAACUGAUGAUCAAUCAUCUGACAAAGAAUACAAAAAGAAAAUUCAGAGAAAGUUAAGUUUGCCUGAUUAUGUUGGAGGUUACAUUGAAAGCCAACCUUACAAAUCAACUGAUGAUCAAUCGCCUGACAAAGAACACAAAAAGAAAAUUCAGAGAAAGUUUAGUUCGUCUGAUUCUGUUGGAGGUUAUAUUGGAAGCCAACCUGACAAAUCAACUGAUGAUCAAUCAUCUGAUAAAGAACACAAAAAGCAAAUUCAGAGAAAGUUUAGUUUGUCUGAUUCUGUUGAAGAUAAACUACAUGUACCAAAACUACCAUUGAAAGCUUUAUCAGACGUGCGUGGCAACAGUGAAGAAGAGUUUAAUUGGGGAAGAAAGAAAAAUGAAAAAUGCAUAAUUUGUUGAGAAGAGGAUAGAAAUAUAUCAGGUUCAACUCAUAUCGGAUAUCGGCACAUGGUAUUCAUACAAGAGAGUCCUACCGGAACAAAGAACAGGGCUUGCAGUUGAACUAAACAGAACUAACGAAUUCUUGAACGCCACUUAAAGUCUACUAUCGGUAUUUGAAAAACAAAAUAGAACUGAAAAUAUAAUAGAAAUGGAACGAGCACAUGAUGAUGACCCUAUGAUGGAGUAUAGAAUAGUAUUUUAAGCAGCGGCUUUGGAAGCAACAUGGAUGAUCUUGAAAUUUUUGUUUGACUAAACAAUAAUUAUUGCGAAACCCAGUAUUUAAUACUUAUAAUUGUUAAUUAGAAUUUACAAAACUGACGUAACAAUAAUGCUUAACAGUUUAAAGCGUCUAUCCAACACAUUGUAGUUCGGGUGCUUUUUUGUUUUUUGUUGUUGUUGUUUUUUUUUGUUUAUUUUUUUUUUUUUAAUGUUAUCAAACAAUAAAAUUUCACCACAGGCUCGAAUAUUUAUAUAGAACUAGAUGAUUCAUAAAUGUCUAGUCCGAUGGAAGAAGCAUCGAAGUAAAGGCUUUGCAAAGUUUAUCUUGCUGUGAUUUUAAACCGUUGCAUCGUUUUAUUUUGUUAAUAUUGACUUAAAUUACAUGUAUAAACACACCCGUAAAUAGGUUGCAAGUAGAUCCGUUGGAUUCAGGUAGAACAGUUCUGCGCUUGGUAAGUUUUUGUCAUCCUCCAAUCGACUGCUGCACAAUAUAUCUUAGAAAAUUAUGCCAAAAAAAAGACAAAAAUGGAAGAGCAUAUCUUGGUAUUCCUGUCUUUAAGUGAGACGUCGUUAACAUCUGUGAUAUUAGGGGUGUUCAUAUGUGUGACAGGUGAAACAUAACGACUGUUAUGUGAAAACUGCAUGUUUUACUUCUUUGCAAAUUUAAUAACUGUAAACGAUGUUGAUGAUUUAGACCUAUGUUGUGUGAGAGAGAAGCUUUCAUAUGUGUUUUAAGUCUCAAAUGUUUCUCACUUUUUGGUUUUCCAACUUUACCGAAAAGUAGUAUUCUUUUCUAGAAACUGUCUUCUUUUCUUUUAGACACUUUAUGUAUAAAAUAAUCAGUAAACGGCAAGCUUUGUCGACAAACAGGCUUUUAAUAGCGUUUCGAAAUAGUUGAUUAAUAUCAAAAUGUUGAUAUGAAUGUAAUAUUCGGCAAUAUUGACCUGAGACAUGUGAAUAUUCAAUGACCUUUUGUCCAUAAUUGUCAGAUUCCGAAGUUAUUCUGACGGAUUUUAAAUUAUGGUAUAACGGUAUAUAUGGUUUAUGUAUAACAUAAGUUACCGACACAACACUUGACUAACUGGCCUCGGUGAUAAGACGUUAAGAGUUUCUUGUUUAAAUUAAAGGAUGUAGGUUUAAAUCUAAAUGGAAUAUCAUUUCAAUAGGGGUUUUAAUAUUUUUUGCGAAACUUUUUUGAAUGCCAAUCACCC
Messenger RNA from Ruditapes philippinarum (Manila clam), 2656 nucleotides. RefSeq names its product germ cell nuclear acidic protein-like. NCBI's taxonomy places the organism in Eukaryota, Metazoa, Mollusca, Bivalvia, Venerida, Veneridae. The coding region runs from base 264 to 1184 and encodes 306 amino acids. The transcript is spliced from 11 exons. The record is from RefSeq and is a predicted model, not a curated record.